GUGCGCGCGGGCUCGGCGGAGUCGCUGCUGGCGCUGUCGCGCGCGCGCUCGGCCGCCGUGAGCACGCGCGAGGCGCCGCCCGACGCGCCGCACGCCUUCCGCCUGGCCGACGCCUCGCCGCGCGAGCUCACCUUCGCCUGGGACAUGCCCGACUCCGCCACGCACGGCACGCUGCGCCGCUUCGUGCUGCAGUACGCGCCGUCGGACGCGCCGGAGGCGGGCGCCACGGUGGUGCUGCCGCCGGAGGCGCGCUCGGCCACGGCGGCGGGGCUGGCGGCGGGCCGGCUGUACGCCGUGACGCUGCGCGCCGAGACCGGCGCCGGCGCCGGGCCCGCCGCCGCGCUGCUGCAGCGCGCGCCCAUCGCCGCGCCGCCGCCGCCGCCGCCGCACGCCACGCCGCAGGAGCUGCGCCGCACCACCACCACGGUGGUGGUGCGGUUCCGCGCCAACCUGUUCUCGGCGGCGAACGGCAACGUGACGGCCUACACGCUGGUGCUGGGCGAGGAGCCGCGCGCCGACACGCCCGCGCCGCUGCCGGCCUGGCGCGACGUGCAGCGCCUGCCCGUGUGGCCGCCCUACCAGGUGACGGAGCCGUACUACCCGUUCCGGUCGUCGGAGGUGGAGGAGUUCACGCUGGGCGCGGAGCGCUGCGAGGCGGAGGGCGCGCGCUACUGCAACGGGCCGCUCAAGCCCGCCACCAAGUACUUCGUCAAGCUGCGCGCCUUCACCGCGCCCGACAAGUUCACCGACACCAGCUACGCCGUGCUGCACACCGGUAACGUACCGCCGCACAGUGUGUUACCUAUGGAAGGGACGGCAGAAAUUAUUUAUGGUUCAAAAAGGGUUUAAAAUAAUAAAAAAAACAUAUUCUUAUAUACAUUUAUGGUGUCUAGGUGUCAUAUGAAUCCGUUUCGGAAAAACUUACAGCAUAGUCCAGUCAAUAAAGCAUUAUAGA
Messenger RNA from Ostrinia furnacalis (Asian corn borer), 955 nucleotides. RefSeq names its product tyrosine-protein phosphatase 10D-like. NCBI's taxonomy places the organism in Eukaryota, Metazoa, Arthropoda, Insecta, Lepidoptera, Crambidae. The transcript has 4 exons. The annotation marks the transcript as partial. The record is from RefSeq and is a predicted model, not a curated record. Gene Ontology annotation, molecular function: protein binding.